CUUUUCUUCUCCUUAUUCAAAUUUUUUCUUUUCAUUGUAAUUGUAAAUGAGUAAAAAGGAAGAAGUAGAAGAGGUUGUACAGUCAGUGACGCCAAUACUAGUAGCAGCGGAACGAGAGGUAUUAGAGGAAGGAAAAGAAAAGAAAAAGGUAGUGGAGGAUGGAUUUGAACUGGAUGAUUGGACGAUAUCCGAGUUUAUAUCUGAAAAUGACUUUGAUAUGAUUGACAUGUUAUCGGAUGCAUUAGAACAAGUGUCAAAUCAACUGGAUGAAAAGCAACGCGAGUUCUUAGUGAAGAGUACGGAGUGGACAACCAAGACACGCGACAGUCUCAAGAACCAGACCAAGAAAUUAGAGGACCAACGUUCACGUAUCCAGGAGCUUUUGGUGAAACAAUACCACAAGAUUGAUAAACGCAUGAACCGAGACGCAAAGACCGUACAGUUACGAGACAAGAUUUCAUUUGUAGUGGGUGUGGGUAAUGCCUGUGUUGCGCCUGCCCUGGCUCUCAGGUACCCUAAUUCAAUUCCUCUCUAUUACAGUGUUCAAUUGGUUGUACUGGUCAUCUUACGUUAUGUGAUUUAUCGGUCCAGGCGAUGGCAUUAUUUUAUUUUUGAUAUCUGUUAUUUUGUCAAUUGCAUGACCAUGUUAUUCCUUUGGGUUUUCCCUCAUUCCAGUAUCCUGUUCUUGGCUACCUUUUGUAUGACCAAUGGGCCCGUUGCAUGGGCCAUUAUCACAUGGCGAAACUCACUUGUAUUUCAUUCGUUGGAUAAGGUGACUUCGGUGUUUAUUCAUAUAUUUCCUCCGUUAGUGACUUAUUGUAUCAGGUGGAUGCCAGAACUACAAAAGGAUGUCUAUUGUGAAAAUCAGUCGUUUGUGACCUCUUACCGUAACACACGAUUUCCUGCUUUGGGUGAUAUCGAAGGUGAUAUUACCUUCCGACAAGUCAUGAUGUAUUCGACUACCGCCUAUGUGAUUUGGCAAUCUCUGUACUACCUAUUUAUCAUGGUAGGCCGUAAAGACAAGGUCGAAUCAGGUUUACGUUUAACUUCGUAUUCUUGGUUGUUAGAUGAUACCCAUGGUAAAAAAGGUUUUAUUCAGAAUACGGCAUUUAUGUUUGGUGCUAAAUGGAAGGCGGAAAUGUUUAUGUUUUUACAAUUGGUCUACAAUAUUGUUACUUCCAUCCCUACCUUCUUUAUCUACAAGAGUUUUUAUCUGCAUACAGGUUUCUUAAUGGCCAUGUUUGCUGUCAGUGUGUGGAAUGGUGCUAAUUAUUACAUUGAAGUAUUUUCUAGAAGGUAUAUUUCAGAGAUAGAAAACAUCAAGGCAGAAGAUCUAAAAAAGACGAAAUGAUCAUCCCCCCCUCUCCCCUCACCCAUCAUUCACAUGUGACUAGCGAAAGAAAAAACAGAGUUUCCGAAACAUUUGAUUGGAUCCUUUUUUUUUUUUUAUACAUAUACAAUAAAAUAAAAAUAAUUUUUUUUUUA
Messenger RNA from Mucor mucedo, 1485 nucleotides. RefSeq lists its product as uncharacterized. Lineage: Eukaryota; Fungi; Mucoromycota; Mucoromycetes; Mucorales; Mucoraceae. Gene Ontology annotation, biological process: phosphatidylcholine biosynthetic process. The transcript has a single exon. The coding region runs from base 47 to 1351 and encodes 434 amino acids. The record is from RefSeq and is a predicted model, not a curated record.